AUGCAAGCAUGCAGGAGAGUUUUCAAUGUAUUUGAAAACCGGUCUCAGAUCUCGUUCAUCGAGUUGUAUGUUGAGUUCGAACAAUCUGAGGCUGACCGGAAUAUUCUACAGGAAGAUUAUAAUAGUGACAGUGAAGAAGAGUUCGAAAGCAACUAUGAAUUUGCUGUUCCAGAUGGUGAUGAAGAUCAAGGUGAGAGAACCAUGUGCCCAGAUGUGACAGAAGUGGCAAAUGCACUUGCAAACGAAGUGCCGUUUGAGGAGCCAUCAUUCAUGCGAGUUUUAGACUUGGAAGCCAUGCAUGUUCCUGAAUUUCCGGAAUAUAUGACUGCAGAAAUUCCUAUGGUCGCAGAUGGUGAAUUCGUCGUUGGGAUGGAGUUCAGUUCCAGGGAAGCUGUUAUUAAGGUGGUUAAGGAGUAUACCAUACGACGAAGUGUAGACUACCGGGUUUAUGAGUCUGAGCCGUUGACAUUUUAUGCCAAGUGUACACAGUAUGGGUCAGGGUGUGAUUGGCUUAUCAGGGUUAGCUUGAUCAGCAGGAAGUACUGUUGGGUUAUAAGGAGGUAUAAUGGUAGCCACACCUGUAAAUCGGUAAUAGCAGAAGUGCAAUCGAAAUUCAACUACACCGUCAGUUACCGAAAAGCAUGGUUGGCUAAGCAGAGGGCAAUAGAAAAAAUAUUUGGAGGUUGGGAAGCAUCGUAUGAAGCCUUGCCUAUAUGGUUUGAGGCCAUGUGUCACAAGGAGCCAUCAGCUGUUGUCCAUUUUGAGACUAUGCCUGCAUAUCAAGGCGAUGACUUGGUGGGUGAUAUUCGGGUACUGCAUCGUGUAUUCUGGAGUUAUUACCCUUGCAUUAGGGCAUUCAGACAUUGUAAACCAAUUGUCCAGGUGGAUGGUACUCACUUGUACGAAAAGUAUAAGGGUUGUGCUUGUGGCAGUUUCCCAGGAUGGAAACACAAUAUCGUUCCGAUUGCGUUUGCUAUUGUUGAGGGAGAGACUUCUGAUGCAUGGCAUUUUUUCCUAAGUAACCUCCGUCAACAUGUUGUUACUCGGGAUGGAGUGGGUCUAAUAUCUGACAGGCACGAGUCCAUCAAUGCAGCUGUCGAACGAAGUAACGGAGCUUGGUCACCUCCUAGAGCUUUUCAUAUGUUUUGCAUCAGGCAUAUAGAGUCGAAUUUUCUCAGAAAAUUCAAGGCACCUUACCUACAAAAAUUGGUCGUUAACAUCGGAUAUUCGAGGACGGUGCGGGAGUACGAAGUGCGUUACCAGCGUUUAAGGGACCGCGGCGAGGCAUACACAAACUGGUUAGACCGAAUUCCUCGCGAACAGUACGCACUGGCCUUUGAUGGCGGGUACCGAUGGGGUCACAUGACGACGAAUCUAGUGGAGUGCAUCAACUCAGUAUUGAAGGGUGCCCGCAAUCUUCCCAUUACUGCUCUUGUGAAGGCAACAUUCUACAGACUAAAUGAGUUGUUCACCCGUAAAAGAGCGGAUGCGGAAGCCCGGAUCAAUGCUGGCCAUGUGUUUUCUGAGAUAGUGACUUCGAAGUUGCAUGCAAACCAACUUGCAUCAGGAAACAUACAGGUUAGUUGCUUUGACCGCCAGAAUGAGGUCUUUGAGGUUCGUGAGAUGCCAAGUGGGCUAGAGUUUGCAGUUGAUCUACGUAGCCUUCGAUGUGACUGUGGUGAGUUCCAAGUGGACCGAAUCUCCUGUCGACAUGUAUUUGCAUGUUGUGCCAACCAGCGACUUAAUUGGCGACUUUAUGUUCAUGAUGUGUAUAAGAUGGAUCAAGUGCGGCGGGUGUACCGAGCACGGUUUAGGCCAUUGGGUAAUCCCACUACAUGGCCUGCUUACAACGGACCUCGGUUCAUACCGAAUCUGUACAUGCGACGGGUGUCAAAAGGUCGGCCCAGGAUGACGCGUUUUCUGAAUGAGAUGGACACGAGGAUGUUACGUCGUCCUAGGCGAUGUACUCUAUGUGGUGCUGAGGGACAUAGUCGAAGCAGAUGCCAUCGGUCUGUUGGUGCAAAUACCAACAGAGAAGCCCCCUAG
This is a messenger RNA of Arachis stenosperma, 2046 nucleotides long. RefSeq lists its product as uncharacterized. Gene Ontology annotation, molecular function: zinc ion binding. The record is from RefSeq and is a predicted model, not a curated record. The coding region runs from base 1 to 2046 and encodes 681 amino acids. Lineage: Eukaryota; Viridiplantae; Streptophyta; Magnoliopsida; Fabales; Fabaceae. The transcript is spliced from 4 exons.